UCAGAAGAACCGCGACGAUCAGGUCGUUCGACCAAGGGUCAGCACAAGAACCUCGACCUUAUCCCUGAGACACCCGCGAAAAAGCCCAAGUCGAAAGCGCAGCCGAAGGAAAAGCCACCGAAGCCCUCCGUCGAGCCGACCCCUGCCCCGAGCGAAGAGGAAGAGAUCAUUCGAUGUAUCUGUGGUGAAUAUGAGGAGGAGGAGGACGUUGAACGUGAUAUGAUUUGCUGCGAUCGGUGUUCAGCCUGGCAACAUAAUGACUGCAUGGGUCUUACAUUUGCGAAAGGCGAGGUACCUGAUGAGUACUUUUGUGAGAUAUGCAAGCCUGAAAACCAUAAGGUUCUCCUAGAUAAGAUUGCGCGUGGUGAAAAGCCUUGGGAGGAGGCAGCGGAAAAGAGACGCAAGGAAGCUGAGGAGAAGAAAGCAUCGCGCCGCAGAAAAGGUAAAAAGGGUGGCAGGCGAGGCAGGCCUAGCGAACCCAAACCUGAGCCCAAACCCGAGAUGAAUACUCCAGCACGUACAGCAACCUCUUCGACCCCUGCUCCUGCUCCUGCUCCUACCUCUGCUACUACCCCUACCCCUGCUCCUACUGCUGCUGCUCCAUCGCCUCCGGCUCCCCCAGUGCCGUCAUCGGUCACACUGGUUGCUGAGGGAAAUGGUGCCGUCCCCGAUACCCCAUCGACCAGUGCACAAAAGCGUAAGUUUGAUGAGCAUCAGGAAGCGUCAACACCCGAACCGACGCCGAAAUCGAAACAACAGAAGGUCUCUCCUCCAAAAGACACUGUGACCCCUACUACAGAACCAACCCAAGUAAAGGAUGAAGCUAAGGAGCAGCCUCGGCGCCAAAACUCUACCGCAGAAACGGCAGUGGUUGAAGGUGUAAAGACUGUGGAAGAAAUUUCAAAUCCUGCUCGGAGAAGUGCAGCCAGUGCUCUGGUCAAGUUAUUUGUAGAUCAGAUUUCUGAGGCCCGGAAGCGAGGUUCCUACAGCUUGCAGGAUGGGAAGUCAGCGGGGGAGGUCGCACGGCAACUCGCUCUCUCAAUCGAGAAUGCAAUGUAUCAGAAUUUCUGCGGAGGAUCUGGAGAGACCACAGAGCCGUAUAAAGCACAAUUGCGGACGAUCUUGUUCAACGUAAAGAAGAACUCUUCUCUACGGGAUCGUCUGCUCGUAGGUAGUUUACUCCCAGAUACACUCUCUAAGAUGAGCUCUCAAGACAUGGCAAGUGAAGAACUGCAACAGAAGGAUGCCGAGAUCAAGCGCGAAGCCGAAAGGCAGCAUAUUAUUGUCCAAGACCAAGGACCACGGAUCAGGCGCACCCAUAAAGGCGAGGAACUGGUUGAGGAUGAUAAUCAGAAUGUUUCCAGCGAGCCCGUUUUCUCCGCUGCUCCACGUCGAAGCUUAGCCGAUGCCGAUGGCAGCCAGAGCCCUGGUCCUCAACAGUCUGCUGAAGGCGAUGCCGCUCGGAAACCCGGUCGCCAACAGACACCGGAGAGCAAACCAACCGAUGGGAUUUCUCACGACCGGCAUUUCCCGCCCAGAGCUCACUCUCCUGGCGGUACAGACCACGAGCAAGUGUUUCCGGAGGUAGCCACCCAUAUCCGACAGCCAUUACCCACUGGAAGGGCUCAGGCCGAUGCAGAGAUCGAUCAACUUCUGAGGGACGAUGAACCGGAAUCGCCUCCUUACUCGCCGAAGGAUUAUCAUGAUGAAGGAGCAGUUUGGCGUGGCAAGGUUGUCAUGAACCCUAUUGCCGAGUUUUCCUCGUCGGCCAGACACGUUGGCGGUGCUGACCUCUGUGGACGAAUCCCCUGGGCUCAGCUCGCGCCCUCAACAUUGCUAGUGGAUGGAAGGAUUGACAUCCAACUGGCUAGCGAGUAUCUUUGCAACCUGCGUUUUAGCACUUCGACAGAUGUGUCGGUUAUCUGUAUACGCAAACCUGAGUUACCGAAAGAGCAGGCAGGCUUCGAUAGGCUCUUCAACUAUUUUGCCGAUCGCAAGAGAUACGGUGUGGUUGGGAAACAUCCACUGUCCGCUGUCAAGGAUACUUAUCUCAUUCCUGUCGAGGCUGGAUCGACUGAGAAACCAGAGUUUAUCGAACUCUUGGAAAAUAAUUCUUUGGAGGAUCCAAUUCCAGAGCGGGUUCUACUUGUCGUUUUCGCCGUAAAGACUGGUGAAUCGAAUCCUCCUUCAGUACAGCCUUCAUCGCACCUUCCAAGCCAGGAGCCAAUGGCUUCUGCAAGUCCGGCGACACCUCAACAUUCACAAUUCACGACCCCUGGUCCAAGGCCUGUGUCUCAAAUCACACCAGCGCCGUCAAAUUUCGAUGGCACGCCGUUGGCACAUUCUCCGUAUGGUCAACAGCCCCAGUUCCAGCACCAGCAUCCUCAACAUGCCGCCCAGUUUGCGCCGUACCAAACCCCAACGCCCCAGAAUCAGGCCCCAGUCAUUGGUCUUGCAGCCGCCGUCCAAGUAUUGGGUUCUCAGGCUAGUUCUCCAGCCAUUCAGCAGCUCUUACAACAAGCACCAAACGCGGAUGUCUCCCAGCUGAGCGUCGUCCGCGAUAUCAUGUUACGACGGCCGGAAACAGCCUUGAAUUACGAAAUAUUAAUGCAGGAGUUGGUCCAGGCUACGACGAAUGGCCAUGGUCUACAGCAAAAUGCGAAGUAGAUGGCUAUAAUACGACUGUAUAGUAAUCACCUGUUCUUUUCCUUAGGUUCAUUUUGGACAUGGUGUCUGUGUUGUACUGCUGUUCCUUUUACUGGGAAGGAAAAAAUCGG
This is a messenger RNA of Aspergillus alliaceus, 2777 nucleotides long. RefSeq names its product putative PHD finger domain protein. The transcript is spliced from 2 exons. Gene Ontology annotation, molecular function: RNA polymerase II transcription regulatory region sequence-specific DNA binding. The record is from RefSeq and is a predicted model, not a curated record. Gene Ontology annotation, biological process: transcription antitermination; transcription elongation by RNA polymerase II; transcription elongation by RNA polymerase I. Gene Ontology annotation, cellular component: nucleus. Bases 220 to 2667 code for a protein of 815 amino acids. NCBI's taxonomy places the organism in Eukaryota, Fungi, Ascomycota, Eurotiomycetes, Eurotiales, Aspergillaceae.